AUUGUUUUGUAUUUUAAAUUUACAACGCAUCGUUUCCGUAAGUUAUCUUUCUUUCCGAAGUUUCUCUUUUUCUGCUGUGUCUCACAAGCACGAGGUCAUCAUGUCGUCGCAUUUGAACUGGAUGAUCAUCCGCAACAACAAUGCUUUCCUUCUUAAGAAGAGAAACAUUAGCAAACCUUUUUCAACGGAGCCAAAUAAUUUAACCAACUUGAGUAGCUACCGGUACUCUGGAUUGGUACACCGUAAAACUGUUGGAAUCGUCGAUACUCCAGACAAAAAAGGAUUCACAGUUGUUUACAAGAAACCUAAGGCUGCCACCAAGCCAGCUAAAGCUACCAUUAGACAAACAAUGAAAGCUGGAGCACGUCGUUCUCUUUACAAGUUAAAGAACUUGCUAUCAUGCAAUAAAUACCGUCGUGAUCUCAUCAAGCCAGCUCUCCGUCGUGCAAGUGCUGUCAUCCGAUCACAAAAGCCACUUCCCGCAAAGAAGACCCGUGCACCUAAAAAAGCUGAUUAAAACUGCUAAUUUUAUUAAUAAUAAAUAUUUCAAACUAA
Molecule: messenger RNA, 555 nt
Organism: Microplitis demolitor
Lineage: Eukaryota; Metazoa; Arthropoda; Insecta; Hymenoptera; Braconidae
Gene: RpL28
Product: 60S ribosomal protein L28
Exons: 4
Coding region: 101-517 (138 amino acids)
Biological process (GO): translation
Cellular component (GO): cytosolic large ribosomal subunit; ribosome
Molecular function (GO): structural constituent of ribosome
Source: RefSeq, a predicted model, not a curated record